Molecule: messenger RNA, 747 nt
Organism: Lycium barbarum (goji berry)
Lineage: Eukaryota; Viridiplantae; Streptophyta; Magnoliopsida; Solanales; Solanaceae
Product: auxin-induced protein 15A-like
Exons: 1
Coding region: 345-605 (86 amino acids)
Biological process (GO): response to auxin
Source: RefSeq, a predicted model, not a curated record
AUUAUGAGAGAUCCUUUGUUCCAUGUAUGAGAAAAAGGUAGGACCUAGUGUUCUUGAACAGUUGAACUUACGUGAGCUAAAGUAAUUAAUCAUGUCAAUUAGUUGGAAGGCAUCAGGUUAUUGAUAUGUCAUUGGCUUUUACUGAUGCCUAACCUAACUGGCUCUUCACCACAAAUCAUGAGAUUUUAUGACUUUCCAUUUGCUUAUAUAAACAUUUUUUGAGAAGUUGCCAGUUGCCACCACAACAACUCUCCAAAAUACUAGAAAACUACUCAAAGCUUUCCUGUGCUUUCAUAACCGAAUUAGCAAUUGUAAUCGUUACUUUGUUCAUCUAAUUAAAGAUCAUGGCUAUUCGUGUUCCUCGUAUAAUCAAGAAGUCAUCAUCGACAUCCUUGGAUGUUCCCAAGGGCCAUUUUGCUGUUUAUGUUGGGGAGAUGCAAAAGAAGAGAUUUGUGAUUCCGAUAUCAUACUUGAGCCAGCCUUCAUUUCAAGACUUGCUAAGUCAAGCAGAGGAAGAAUUUGGCUUCGAUCAUCCAAUGGGCGGUGUAACAAUUCCCUGCUCAGAGGACAUCUUCAUUGGCAUCACUUCUCAGUUUAGGAUUUAAGUAUAUGCUUGAGAUCAUUUUUCCCUUUUUUCUUUUUGAGUCUCACAAUUUUGUAUACAAAGUAGGAGAUCCAUAUUGUACAGUUGAUUAGUUAGAAUCUAAGUAAAGCUUAGCACCACAAAGAUUGGUGCUUUUUGACUCA